AUGCUACCGUUGGCUACAGAAAUGGAUUGGAUCCCAUCGAAAUCUGGCAUCAAAUGUUGGUUUCGUAGCAACAAUAAAGUCUACCUACAACUUCAUCAUGCCUUCCUGUCAAAUUUAGGACCAAUUCAAACUAUUCUACUCAUUAUCAUCGAUUUAGCCUUUAUAGUCAAAUUUCGUCAACAUUUUCAUCAGCACAUAAACAGGGAGAAUCAUACAGAUAGACAGAGGAAAGACAAUAAAAAGUUCAAUCGUUAUCGACUACUGUUUAUCUCAGCAGCGUCUUACACCCUACUGGCUACAGUCCAGUGUAUAUUCUUAUCGAUUGCUCGUUUGAGUAGUGUUCAUAUCAUCAAAUUUGAAAAAGGCCUUGCUUAUAAUGUCUCAGAUAUUUUAUGGUAUUUAAAUAUUCUCAGGGGAGUGUUAGACUUUGUCAUUUAUCAAAAAUGUUUUAGAAUCUUUGACGUGAUUAUCUUGAAGCUGUCUGUUAUUAGUUUUUGGCGUACACUGGCCACUAGGUCAAGUAGUCUUUACACUGGAACCGGAAUGACUACAGAGUAA
Trichobilharzia szidati is the source of this 558-nucleotide messenger RNA. The record is from the annotation of a GenBank genome assembly. NCBI's taxonomy places the organism in Eukaryota, Metazoa, Platyhelminthes, Trematoda, Strigeidida, Schistosomatidae.